AUGGAAACAUUGAAAGAAAAAACGCUUUUGACCAAAGUAGUAUCCGGAAAACUAGUGAAAAAAUACAAAUUAUGGCGUAUGGAAGACACAAAAGUGAUUAAUUACAGAAGAGUAGAAAAAGAAGAACUACUCGGAGGAUGCGUGAGGAAAAACAAAAUUUCAAGGUACUCUGUUAGGGCUGUUGUCGAUUUUUUUGAGGAUGAUUUUAAUAGCAGAUUAGGAGCAGGAAAGAAAAAGUUCAUUACCAGAAAGAAAGAACGUAAACAAAAGAGAUACAUACUACGGACAUUCUGGAUUGUUGUGCCUAAAGUUGACAGACGCCAUACUUGUUUAUGUAUCACCUAUGCCAACAUAGACUUGAAAUUAUCAGCUUUAUAUAAUGCAAGGAUAUUGAAGUACAACAACUAUCAGAAAUUGAUUCAAGAGCUGUGCUGUGACCGCUAUCAUAAGCAGUAUUUAUCUAAGCAAUGUCAAGACUGUUUAAAUAAGACUCCUUUAUACAGAGAAUUCAAUAACAGAAAAACAACCAUCUAUAAGAAAUGGACAACUGAAAAACAAGAUUUCGUAGAUUUGAAAAAGACUCGUCAAGUAACCAAGUAUAUUAAAAAACCAUUUACUGUGAAGCCCCGAAGCCUCAUUUUAGAACUACACGAAGAUCUAGAGAAGUUUCUUUGUCCCGAGAGAAAUAUUGUACACCAGUUCUGUGCAAUUAAAAAACUUAAACAAACACUAACAGAAGAAGAUGUCUUGAUACACAUAGACUUUUCUGAAAAUUAUUCCACUAAAUAUAGGCAGGAAAUCCAGGCUUACCGUUUUGGCGGAUCACGUGCACAGAUCAGUCUACACAUUGUGGUCAUGUAUUUCAAGGAUACAGAUCUUACUGUACUGUGUCUACAAAUCUUUCACAUUCUGCGACUUGGACACCUGAAGCCAAAUCUUAAGUCUUUACCACCAUUAAUAGAAAAUGUGCAUUUCCUGAGCGACGGACCUGUUACACAGUACAGAAACAAAACGAUGUUUUAUAUCACGGCGACAAAACUAACAGAGUGUCUUCCAAAUGUUCACAAGUUCACCUGGAAUUACACUGAGACUGGACACGGGAAAGGGGGGUUCCUGUGGUCUGCCAAUAAGCUUGAAAGUAUACUUCCCAAACUGUUCAGUGACAUGGAAGAUGCUGACUACUAUAUACAGGCAGCCAAACGACUACAGAAGAAAAACAACGGAUACAAAUGA
Acanthoscelides obtectus is the source of this 1233-nucleotide messenger RNA. Lineage: Eukaryota; Metazoa; Arthropoda; Insecta; Coleoptera; Chrysomelidae. The record is from the annotation of a GenBank genome assembly.